Dibothriocephalus latus is the source of this 192-nucleotide messenger RNA. NCBI's taxonomy places the organism in Eukaryota, Metazoa, Platyhelminthes, Cestoda, Diphyllobothriidea, Diphyllobothriidae. The record is from the annotation of a GenBank genome assembly.
AAUUUGGCUCCGGCUGCUGCUCAACAAUCAUCGCCAGCAGCGAUGGCAGCACGACUCCGUCAAGAGGCCUUUGAUGCACUGACCGUCGCCCUCCUCUCUGAUAUUGCCAACGUUGAGUUAGAUUUGGACGAGAUCUGUCAGUCGGUGCUUGUUCCGGGCCUUUUGGAUGAGAAAUCCUUGGGCCGUUUGUAA